Molecule: messenger RNA, 1305 nt
Organism: Mesocestoides corti
Lineage: Eukaryota; Metazoa; Platyhelminthes; Cestoda; Cyclophyllidea; Mesocestoididae
Source: the annotation of a GenBank genome assembly
AUGGAUUUAAAGUCCGAGUGCGUCCCCGUUUCGUGUAAUUCUGCAUGGUCUCCACAACGAAUCGGUCUUUCUCUUAUAAACUCGCCAACCAAAAAUGCGGACAAAUCUGGCGAUUUAAGAGCAAAAUUAUCGCUCAAUGAAACGAAGCUUGGGCCUGAAGUUGUUUUGGAGGAUGCCCACACAUCCUUUUGUCAAAAAACGCAGGGCGGUUAUGGAUAUGACAUCGGAAUACAUUGGAGAAUAUUAGCUGCUAUCCUUUAUGGAAUAUAUACAUGGUUCCCCCUCAAUACGACCUCCCGCAUUGUUGGAAAGUUGUCUCAAGUGCCGCUGCCAAGAUUUCUUCGGGGACCAGUAAUGCGGGCCUACGCUUGGAUCUUUAGUGUCCGUCUGGAAGAAGCUGAAUUUCACAAUGACUUGGCCAGAUACAAUAGCAUUUCCCAUUUUUUCCGUCGUCGGCUUAUUCCUAGCGCACGCCCGGUGGACCCUAGUUCCUGUUUAACAAGCCCAGCUGACGGCAAAGUGAUUUCUUGUGGCCGAGUCAGAGAGGGGCAUUUGGAGCAAGUGAAGGGUCUCGCUUACACGCUGCGCGCCCUCCUCGGCCCUCACGCCCGUCUUGGUAAGCAGUUUGAGCCUGGUGUGCGACGCGCCAUGACUCUGCCCUCCCGACUGGACACUUUGGAUCAUGGAGAGGAUGCAGUGCCGUCCUCACACCCCCCUUCCUUCACAAAUGUCCUUUACCACUGCGCCAUUUACCUCGCUCCCGGUGACUAUCAUUGCUUCCAUUCACCAGCCGACUGGAAAAUCGACAUGAGGCGACACUUUCCGGGUCGUCUCUUUUCAGUGUGCUCUCUUGUGACAAGCUGGCUGAAUGGCGUGUUUUGUAUCAAUGAAAGGGCUGUGUACAUGGGUAACUGGAUGUAUGGGUUUUUCGCCUUCGUGGCUGUAGGCGCCACCAAUGUUGGCAGCAUUCAUGUUUUCUCUGACCCAGAUCUUGUUACGAAUCGGCUGCCGGGCUACCUGCGCUACCUCUUUUCUUCCCGACGAGGUGUCAAAGUCAACAGAGACGAUUCCGCCUCUAGUCUCGAGCGUGGUUCAAUGCCUGUGAUUAUGAAGAUGGGUGGAUACGAGGACGUUCACUUUCCCGAUCCAAUAGCCGCAACAAAAGGAGAGCUUUUUGGAGAGUUUAAUUUCGGUUCCACAAUAGUUCUCAUAUUUGAAGCACCAGAAGAAUUCGAGUUCUCUGUGAGACAAGCUGACAGAGUUCGUGUCGGGCAGCCACUAGGUCACGUAACUUCCGCAACUUAA